Ectocarpus sp. CCAP 1310/34 is the source of this 1614-nucleotide messenger RNA. Lineage: Eukaryota; Phaeophyceae; Ectocarpales; Ectocarpaceae. The record is from the annotation of a GenBank genome assembly.
AUGAUGCAGGAAGACAAGAGCGUCGGGUACGCUCCGGCGGUUGAAGUCAUCGCGCAAGGGCCCGCUACCGGGGACGGGGACGUGCCUGAGUGUUUCGUAGUCCGUCAACGCUACGAGCGAUCUGGGAUCUACUUAAGCAGGAAGGAGGGCGACGGGGAGGAUGGCCACGCCGUCAAGUUCGUACAGGAUGCGGUGGAGUUGUUGAAAGCGAUGCCAGCUGACUGCGGAGUGACCAAAACCAAGAACGACCCGCGCACCGGGGCGGUUAUCAUGACCGUGGGGCAAAACUCGGACGGGUACUGGACCAACGACAGAAUGUGCAAGCAGAUUCCGGGGUUGAUCGCCAUCCACGAGCUGACGAGUGAGCCCCACCGCCCAAUGGUGAUGGUCUUCGACAACUCCACGGGGCACGCCGCGUACGAGGAAGGCGCACUGGUGGCUAGCCACAUCCAAAAGAAGCCGGGCGGGGGGCAGGUCAUUCUUGACGAUUUCCUCGACGAUCAGGGGAACCUUGUUCACGCCACAUUUCGCGAGGGCGAUACGGUUCUUUUCGACACGCACGUCUACGCCGCAAAGACGCCCGAGCAGCUGGAGGAGGAAGAGAGGGAGGCGGCGAAAAAGGAUCCAAAAUACAAGAGGCCCAAAAUCGGCAGCAGCCUUGGAGACUUCAAUGCGGGCGAAAAAGUACGGACUACCGGCCGUACCUCAGGCCUGAUCGGCCAGGCGAAAGGCGGACAGCAGCUGCUCAUGGAGAUGGGCUUGUGGGACGUUCCUGGCCAGGCUCCCAUUCGGGUUCUCGAGUGCAAAGCGUGCAAAGAGGAAAGGAAGGCAAUAAAGGCAGCAAUAACCGCGUUCAACCGCGGCGGAGAGGCACGGCAGCAGGCGUUGGAUGAUGCUGCGCGCGAAGACCAGGACGGUGGAGGAGACGGUGCCUCGCCAGAGGAGGGGACAGAAGGCGGGGCGGCUGGCAACCGUGUCGGCAUGAGGCGUCGCUGCUGCAUUAGGAAAGUUUUUGCAGAGCUCAAGGCGUUCAAGAUGGAGCUCAACAAGAUCGAAAAGAUGUUCAAGAAAGCGGGGCACAUCUGCAUAUUCUUGGCGAAGUAUCACCCAGAGCUCAACGCCAUCGAGCGGUACUGGGGAUACGCCAAGCACAUCCUUCGCCUCUCCUGCGAGUACUCUCUCCCGCAUAUGCUUGAGAUUCUGCCAGGCGCCUUGAGUGGCGUCCCGCUGGGGUUUGUUCGCGGGUGGAGCAGGGUGACGUGGCUGUAUCUCGAGGCCUACGACGAGGGAUUGGUGGACUACCUCGAGGUCCGCGACCUCAAGAAGUGGUUGAGCCACCGUUCCCCCACGGAGAGGGGUGACUCCGUGGUUCUGGCGAGGGCAGGGGCAGGGAAGACGGAGGAGGAGAAGAAGAAAGCAGAGGAGAAGGCGCUAGCAGCCGCGCAGGAGCUGCGUACUGAGUCGAUUAAGAGGGCGAAAAAGAAUUUCAAAUCGUUCAAGCAGAAAAGGGCGCUGCUCUCGCUGUGCGAAAAGCGCGAGCUGCGCCCGCGGUCGCGGUCGCCUUUAACUUUGAAGGAAGCGUUUAGGUUGUUGGUGAGAUUCCUAGGAAAAUAA